This is a messenger RNA of Rhodotorula graminis WP1, 993 nucleotides long. RefSeq lists its product as uncharacterized. The record is from RefSeq and is a predicted model, not a curated record. The transcript has 4 exons. Bases 1 to 903 code for a protein of 300 amino acids. Gene Ontology annotation, cellular component: cytosol; nucleus. Gene Ontology annotation, biological process: proteasome assembly. Lineage: Eukaryota; Fungi; Basidiomycota; Microbotryomycetes; Sporidiobolales; Sporidiobolaceae.
AUGGACUACUUUGUGCCCGUCCCAGGCACUGCCAUGCCCUCCUUUGCGUCAAGCACCCUCCUCCUCCCGCAACCCUCGCUGUCGAGCGUGGCUCAGCUCGCGUGCGACCUCCUCGUGCAUAACUGCGCGCUCAAACUCGUCGGGUACCUCGGCGUGCGCGACUUUGUGCCGGCCGUCGGCGCGAGGGACGCGCUGCCCGGCAGCGAGGGCGAGGUCGAGGGCUUGUCGCUAGGGACUGAGGUCUACACCAACCCUUCCCGCACCCUCACCCUCGUCCUCCCGCGCACACCCGUCAUCCACGCCCGCAAGGCGCACCACCUCGACGCCAUGGCGCGGUUCGUCGCUGCGGGCGGGUUCCGCGACGUUCUCGUCGUCGCCGGCGUCGAUGCAGCCAUGAGGGGGGACGAGGCGCUCAACGCCCCGACGCCGCUCUGGCACCUCAUCCCCUCUUCCUCCUCGUCGACCUCUUCUCCCCUCCUCGCCUCGCUCCAGUCCCUCGCCCCGCCCUACUCAGCCUCCAGCACCUCCUCCUCCACCACCCUCCCCUCCCUCCCGCACGCCGGCCUCACCCGCUCCCUCCUCGCCGCCCUCUCCCCUCCUCCCUCCUCCUCGUCCUCCUCGGCUUCGACCCAGCCCCAGCCCCAGGUCCCCACCGCCGCCCUCCUCGCCUACACCGCCGAGGGCACGGCCGCCCCGCUCGCGCACCUCGUCGCGACCGCGCUCGCGCACGUGCUCGGCCUGCCGCUGCCUGCGGGCGCGCCCGCGCCGGCGCAGCAGGGCGAGGCGGGACUCGAGGAGGGGGACGACGAGGGCACGACGUGGGUCGAGCCGGUCAGUUGGGAGCGCGGACUCAUGGGCGUCGAGCUCGAGCGCGACGGCGGCGGGAGGGAGAUGUUCAGCUAACUAGAUGGGUCCGGCGGGCGGGGCUCGAGCGAGCGAGCGAGAGGGGCUGGACGCAACGUGCACAGGCGGUUCUGCCAAUCCCUCCCGGCU